AUGAAGAGUGUUUAUUGUACGUUGCUGCUUUUCCUGAUUCUGUACAUUACAGUCCUAAAUGCACGCCUUCAAUCGGUUGAACUCGAUGAACCCACCAAGGCCUUCGAGUAUGAUAGAAUCGAUGAGGUCAUGAGAGAAUGCUCUUCAAUCUUGCCUCCCGAUUUCGAUCAUAAACCCUACGGAAAUAAACUGUAUCGACUUCCAGAAAAAUUGUCGUUCGUUAAUGGAGAUUGGUGGCAGGAUUUGGAUAAGGCUCCACUGAUUCCAUAUGAUGACACGUUAAAUGGCUUUUCGGAUCAAAGUUCGCCAUUGAACUUGAUUUCAUUCUGGAUUACUGACGUAGACAAGACUCAUCGGUCCAACAAUUCAGUUAGCAUCAAUGGGGUUUUGCAGCUGAGCAUCAUGACAGAGCAAUUAUUCUAUUCAGAGACCUUUGGGCGAUAUCCGAUCUUCAACAUAUACCCGGGGAAAUCAGAGUUACGAAUGUCGUUCCAAGGUAUUGUAACCUAUACAGAAGAGAACAAUGGUGAGAUUGUAAUGUGUUUACUUGGAAACGCAGUGUUACCUUCUCGUGGCCCUGACCCAAAUAACCCAUGGGGAUGGGUUAAAGAACCCGGGUACAUAAACCAGCCACCACACAUCUACGACGAUCGGGUUUUGCUGGUUAUUCAUUACCCCGAUAAGUUUACAGUGAAGAAAAGAGGCAUUCAUGGCAGCUUGAAAAGUUUGAAUCCGAAAUCAAGCCAAAAGUACUUUGACCAAAUACACAUUUCUGCUUCCCUAAGUCGUUCUGCAAACUACGAGUUUAGUUCUCAAAAACACGUAUCCAAUGCCAAUUUCGCGAAUAAAGAUCUUGGUACCUUUAAAGGCGCUAAAUUUUGCGGUAUUCUUAAGCGCUUGUUAAACUCAGAUCCUCUUACCGUUGUGCCGAAUUGGAGAUGUAACGAGACAGUUGAAUUUUGCAACAAGUUGGGUCCGUUUGAUUCGGAUGCAAGUAUAAAAGGAAGCUUUAAAGGCGUAGCACUUCAUCUUCAAGAUAUUCGAUGUGAAAAACCCUCUUUAGAUCUACAGGGUUAUAAACAUGGUGGACUUGUAAAGGUUGCUAUGGUUAUUAGAAUGGGUCCGCCUUCAGAUGCUCUUUAUUAUACUACAAGACAGAGAACUGGGCUGAAGAAGAUGACGCUUUCAGCUGAAGGGGUGUGGGACCCCUCGAUUGGGCAGCUUUGCAUGAUUGGUUGUCGUGGAAUUGCGAAUGAAGAAGGCGAUGGUUGUGAUUCUCGUAUCUGCUUAUACAUUCCACUCUUGUUUUCCAUCAAACAACGAAGCAUCAUUCUUGGAAGCAUUUCGAGUGUUGAAGAGAGUAAUAUGUCUUACUUUCCUUUAGCGGUUAAGAAACCAGUUUAUUACUCAGAUCAGCUAUUACCUAAUCAGUAUUAUGAGUACUCCAAGAUCCAUUUAGCGCGAUCUGUCCUUGAAAAAUACGAGCAUUUCAGCUUCGGAAUAGUCAUCAAGAAGUGGUUCUUGACUUUCCCAAAAGUCAAACAUGCAGAAUCUCUCGAUUCUUUUCAAGAUGGUCUGUCUCGUCUAGCCAUAGAUCUCAGGCUUCAACACCCAGUGGUUUCUUCCUCAGAAACUGAAGUGCUAUUUGAGAUUCUGUCGCUUGGACAGAUGUUCGGCAAGAACUGGUCUCUGCAAAAAGAUUCAAUCAUCGGAGAAGACUCCCAUUUGAAUGUAUCGGCUCGACUCAGUCUCACUGGAGCCCAAAAUGGUAACUUUUCUGAUCUUUCUGUAGAAGGGCUGUAUCAUCCACUUGUAGGAAAAAUGUAUCUUGUUGGUUGCAGGGAUGUAAGAGCCUAUUCCAAUCUUGAAGAUGGGUUUGACUGUCGGAUAGAAGUUGUGGUAUCAUAUCCUCCCACCACAAACCUUUGGUUUGUUAACCCAACUGCGAGUGUUUCAAUAGCAAGUCAAAGGAACCAACACGAUCCAUUGUUUUUUAGAUCGAUCAAGCUUCAAACUGUCCUACUGAUUUUUCAGCAGCAACAUGCGGACAUUAGUAGUUCCAGUCGAGGUGUCGAGGGUACCUUACAGGUUCUCACACCUUUAGUAGGAAUCUGUUGCAUUUUGAGCCAGCUUUUUUACAUGAAACAGAACUUGGACUCCGUCGAUUACGUUUCACUCUUGAUGGUUUCCAUACAAGCACUUGGGUAUGGCUUUCCACUGGUGACAGGUCUUGUUGAGUCGAAUCAAAGCUCUCCUACUUAUAUGAUGAAUCAAAUGAUUCAUGAUAUAGAUUAUUGGGUCAAGAUUUCUGUACUGAUUUCGUUCUUAUUAACACUCAGACUCUACCAGAAAGUUUGGAGAUCCCGGAUCCGAUUACUUAGCCACCAUGUGCCAUCUGACCUUCCGAUUCUCCUCAUUACAUUCUUUAUCCACGUGUUUGGGUUUGGAUGGUUUCUCAUCGUCUACAAGCUACAAUCAUGGCUGUUCGGACUAGAUGAAUACCUAGGGCUGGUUCAAGAUUUGUUUUUGCUUCCUCAAGUUAUCGGGAACUUGAUAUGGCAGAUCAAUUGCAAACCGCUGCGGAAAUCAUACUUUGUUGGGUUAACUGUGAUUCGACUCCUCCCUCAUGUUUACGGCUACAGAUCAUCCGCAAUCGUAUAUCCUUCUUCCCAGAUCGUGCAGCAAGGGGCCAUUGGAAUACCUGCAAUUGCUAUUUUUCUUGCGAUCGUUAUAUAUGUUCAACAGAAAUGGAGUUACGAGAAACUUAAUCGGACAUUCACUUUAGGAAAGUUUAGGUUUUUACCACGUGGGUCCAUGGCGUAUGUACGCUUGCUGCCGGUGGAAACGGAGGCUGAAGUGAAUUCCGGUUGCGAUGGAAUGAUGAAGACGUUGCAACGACGCAGGGGGCGGAAGUAG
This is a messenger RNA of Lactuca sativa (garden lettuce), 2916 nucleotides long. RefSeq lists its product as uncharacterized. Lineage: Eukaryota; Viridiplantae; Streptophyta; Magnoliopsida; Asterales; Asteraceae. Gene Ontology annotation, cellular component: intracellular membrane-bounded organelle. The record is from RefSeq and is a predicted model, not a curated record.